AUGAGAGUUGAGUGGCUCUCCCAUUCCAAUUUACAUCAUGCCGUUUGGGUCUCUCGAGGAGAAGAUUGCGCGAGUCUGACAUUCCCAGCGGAUACCACCAGCUUUGUCGAACAAUCACCCAUUUCCCUGGAACCCCCACUAUGUGGUUUAGGAGACCCUCGAAGACCAAAGCCACUUGAGCUGUCAACAAGUGCACUGGAGGAACUGCAGCGGGAAGCGCUUAGAGCUGAUAUUGAAUGCGCUAAGAUGCGACUGGAGGCUGCUAACGAGGAGAGGAGGUACUGGGAAGAAAAGCGGAGUCUACUAGCCUUAGAAAAGCAGCUGUUGCUGGAGCGUCAUCAACUAAAACCAAACAAUGAUCAAUCUAACGAUCGCAUGUCCAAUGCUGUUGAGGAUCGUAUGUACUGGGAGGAAAGACGUCGAAUGUUGGCACUCAAAAAGCAAUGCAUGUUGGAUCAAAUGGGAUGA
Messenger RNA from Necator americanus (New World hookworm), 468 nucleotides. RefSeq lists its product as uncharacterized. The coding region runs from base 1 to 468 and encodes 155 amino acids. NCBI's taxonomy places the organism in Eukaryota, Metazoa, Nematoda, Chromadorea, Rhabditida, Ancylostomatidae. The record is from RefSeq and is a predicted model, not a curated record. The transcript is spliced from 3 exons.